AUGAACCCGUACUUUUCCACAUCCCGGAUACGCAGCCUGGAGCCCUUGAUACAGAAUCUCGUUAAUAAGCUAUGCCACCGGUUGAAAGAGUAUAGAAACACUGGAAAGCCCAUCAAUAUCCACCACGCCUAUAUCUGCUUCACCACAGAUGUUGUAUCUGGUUAUACGAUGGGCGUUGGGUUUCAUUACCUCGACGAGCCCGGGUUCGUCCCGGAAUGGAACGAAACAUUGACAACAAGCGCAAAGGCAAGCGUGUAUAUGAGGCCAUUUCCGUGGCUGCGAUGUUUACUAGACGCGCUCCCCGAGAGGGUGUUGUUGCGGAUAUUCCCCGAGGCAAUCCUGACGGCGCAGUUCAAGCGUCGUUGCGAGAACAUUAUGCAAUCGAUCAUCGAUGAACAGAGUUCCAAGAAUUACGACAGAGCCAGAAGUGAAUUCAGUCAUCCGACGUUCUUUCACGACGUGCUCAGUAGCAGCUUGCCCCUGGAGGAGAAAUCGCCGGAGCGGCUUUCCCAGGAGGUGCGAUUGGUUAUUGGGGCUGGGUCGGAGUCGACAUCGAAGAUGUUGGCGUGGACAACGUUUUAUCUGUUGGAAAAUAAGAAAAAGCUGGACAAAUUGCGAGAAGAGUUGAACCGACUGGACCCCGAAUACACGGCUUCUUUGGUGGACUUUGAGCAGAUGCCGUAUCUGACUUCAGUGAUGCUCGAAGGAUUGAGCACUCUUCAGUUCAAGGAAUGGACUAUUCCUGCCGGGACACCGGUGGAGAUGACCAGCGUGCUUAUGCACCACAACGAAGAAAUAUUUCCCGACUCGUAUAGCUUUAUCCCCGAGAGAUGGAUAGAUCUUUGCGAACGAAAACGACUCGAGAAGUACAUGGUGUCGUUCAGCAAAGGAUCGCGACAAUGCCUCGGUAUGAAUCUCGCCAAAGCGGAAAUAUUACUUCUCUUGCCCAAGAUCCUGCGCGAGUUUGAAUUCGAGUUGUUUGAGACAACUCGUGAGGAUGUCACUAUUGCACAUGACCUUUUCUUGCCCUACCCGAGGGAGGAUAGCAAGGGGGUGCGGGUUCUUAUUCAUUGA
Messenger RNA from Aspergillus melleus, 1074 nucleotides. RefSeq names its product cytochrome P450. The record is from RefSeq and is a predicted model, not a curated record. The transcript has 5 exons. Lineage: Eukaryota; Fungi; Ascomycota; Eurotiomycetes; Eurotiales; Aspergillaceae. Bases 1 to 1074 code for a protein of 357 amino acids. Gene Ontology annotation, molecular function: oxidoreductase activity, acting on paired donors, with incorporation or reduction of molecular oxygen; iron ion binding; monooxygenase activity.